AUGUCGUGCGACAUCCGCCCAACCAUAACAUCAACAGCAACCCUCUACAUAAACCCCUACCAAACACCACCACGCUGUCCCUGCCGCCCCUCCUCCUCUCCACACUACUCCUCCUCCUACUAUCACUCCUCAACACCAUCCAACUCCCGCCCCUGCCCCUCCCACGCCUGCUGCAGCCUCAACAUCAUCCUCUACCGCUGCGCAGCCUACUGCCGCCAACCGACAGACUACCACCAAUACGCCGAAUCCUCCCCCACCGCCCAGCACUCUUACUACACCCAAUCGACCUCCCGCGCCGCAUACUCGUAUUCAUACUCCUACACAAACGACCACACAUACCCCUACUCACCACACUACCCCUACACCUCCCCCCGCCCACGCUGGCGCACAAUCCGCAUCUUCGACCGGAACCCAGACUUCCACGCCCUCGAAUCCGCCGACCUCCGCUUCGCGAUCUCUGAACUUGUCGACAUUGGGGGGAUCCUCCUCCACGCGGAGUCUGAACUCGAAAAAGCGCGGCUGCGAGUAGAUCGCGAACGCCGGCGUCACGAUGCCGCGCACGGGCGGUCCUGUGAGCGCCAGCGGGGCCACCAGCGGGAGUGUAACUGGACUCGACGCAUCGCGGAGAUGGCGCUCGAAGCAGACGAUAUCAAGUUCAGCUCCGAGGUGCUGGCGGAUUGCUGGGUGAAGUACGUCGGGUUGCUGCGGAAGUACGAGUCGUUGGGGCAGCGGCGGGUGAGCGGGCUUAUCGAGGAUCGCGGACAUCGGCGGCUGCGGAGGAGCGGGAUCGAGGUUGAGGUUGAGGUUCCUAGGUUGGACACGGGGAAGCCGUUUCGGUAUGUUUCGCGGGAGAGCUGGAGUCGGGAGAAGAGGGUUCCUGAGGGGGAUCGGGAGUGUUGUAGGGAGUAUAAGAAGGGACAUGGUAGACCGGAGGCGAAUACGGGGCGACGUCGGUCGGUGAGGUUUGCGGAUGAGGUUGGUGGUGGGAAGGGGUAUCUUGGUGAAGGUGGGCGGAGUCGGAGGUGGUCGAUGUACUAG
Messenger RNA from Colletotrichum paranaense, 1038 nucleotides. RefSeq lists its product as uncharacterized. The record is from RefSeq and is a predicted model, not a curated record. NCBI's taxonomy places the organism in Eukaryota, Fungi, Ascomycota, Sordariomycetes, Glomerellales, Glomerellaceae. The coding region runs from base 1 to 1038 and encodes 345 amino acids. The transcript has a single exon.